Messenger RNA from Elephantulus edwardii (Cape elephant shrew), 612 nucleotides. It is a transcript of the gene SELENOS, whose product is annotated as VCP-interacting membrane protein. Gene Ontology annotation, cellular component: Derlin-1-VIMP complex; endoplasmic reticulum membrane; Derlin-1 retrotranslocation complex. The record is from RefSeq and is a predicted model, not a curated record. Gene Ontology annotation, biological process: retrograde protein transport, ER to cytosol; endoplasmic reticulum unfolded protein response. NCBI's taxonomy places the organism in Eukaryota, Metazoa, Chordata, Mammalia, Macroscelidea, Macroscelididae.
AUGGAGCAGGAUGGGGAACGGGAUGGGGAACGGCUGCUCGCCCGACCGGCGCUGGAGACCGAAGGGCUGCGCUUCCUGCACGUCACCGUGGGCGCCCUGCUGGCCAGUUAUGGCUGGUACAUCGUCGUCAGCGUCAUCGUCCUCGUCGUGGCGGUGCAGAAACUCUCCACUCGGCUGCGAGUCUUGCGGCAGAGGCAGCGGAGUAUCAGUGCGGCCCCCGUGGAACCUGAUACUGUUGUUAAGCAACAAGAAGCUUUAGCAGCUGCUCGUAUGAAAAUGCAAGAAGAAUUAAAUGUGCAAGCUGAAAAGCAUAAGGAAAAGCUAAGACAGCUUGAAGAAGAAAAGAGAAGACAGAAGAUUGAAAUGUGGGACAGCAUGCAAGAAGGAAAAAGCUACAAAGGAAAUACCAAAAAGCCUCAGGAAGAGAAUAACUCUGGGCCUUCUACAUCAUCACUUCCCCCGAAACAUAAACCUGACAGAAAGCCAUUGCGUGGAGGUGGUUACAACCCUCUGUCUGGGGAAGGAAGCGGCACGGCUCCUGGAGGCCUGGACGCAGAGGCCCAUCAACUGGUGGAUGAGGCUAAGAGCCUUGUUAAUGUCAUAGGACAUUAA